Lathyrus oleraceus (garden pea) is the source of this 555-nucleotide messenger RNA. RefSeq lists its product as uncharacterized. Lineage: Eukaryota; Viridiplantae; Streptophyta; Magnoliopsida; Fabales; Fabaceae. The transcript has 3 exons. The record is from RefSeq and is a predicted model, not a curated record. Bases 43 to 555 code for a protein of 170 amino acids.
ACUCUCUCUCUACUCAAGCAUUGCAAGCAAAAGAGUAACAAAAUGUCUUCUAAUCCAAUUAAUCAAAGAGUUGCUGAUGAAAACAAGGAACACCAAGUGAUUGUGGUAGAACCACCACCUAAAGCCAUUCCUAUAGUGUGGGAUGUAAAAUGGACCAACAAAAUUAGGAUGAAUCAAAUUUUCGGACUCUCUGUAACGUUAUGCUGCAUACUGAUUAUCUUUCCUGUAGUAAAGAAUUCGUUGAAUGAUGGUAGAUUUGACGAUCAUGUCAUGAUCGCGGUGAUCGUCCCUCUUGUUUUCUUUUUUCAACUAGUGCUAUUUUGCAUUGCUGCAUCAUAUCCUCUUAAUAACACCCACAUCUUUGGGACCAUGUUGAUUUUUCUAUUAACAAACGCAAUAUCAUUUGUAGAAGUGGAUCUUGUUUCACGGACGGCUUCUAUCAUUAUUUCCGUCAUUAUUUCCGUCGUUUGGGGAAUAUUUAUUUUAUCUUUCGUUGUUAUUAAUUAUAAAGUGAUCCUUUAUGAAAAUAUAGUAUUCUCGAGGCCAAUACAAUGA